Molecule: messenger RNA, 1608 nt
Organism: Ramularia collo-cygni
Lineage: Eukaryota; Fungi; Ascomycota; Dothideomycetes; Mycosphaerellales; Mycosphaerellaceae
Product: related to hexose transporter protein
Exons: 2
Coding region: 1-1608 (535 amino acids)
Biological process (GO): carbohydrate transport; transmembrane transport
Cellular component (GO): membrane
Molecular function (GO): carbohydrate:proton symporter activity
Source: RefSeq, a predicted model, not a curated record
AUGCCCGAGAUGCCAGGAAACUCCUCUGUGAAAGGAGAUGAGGCGUAUAAAUCACUCCCCAAUAGCUGCCAUGCCAAGUGGUAUAGAGAUCCUGGACUUCGCCGCUUGUACGUGGGGAUCGGCCUCACAUUUGCCUCCGCCACAGCGAACGGUUUCGACGCAUCCCUAAUGAACGGACUUMUCGCCAUUUCCCGAUUUCACCUGGACGUCGUGCAAGACAGCAGCUCAAGCACCCUCGGUUUGAUGAUUGGUGCAAUCAGUCUAGGAGGGCUGGCAGCCCUGGUUCCAGCCGGAUACACGAGUGACUUCUUUGGGAGGAAGAUAUGCCUGAGCUGCGGCACGCUAGUGAUGGUCGUUGCAAGCAUUGCGCAAGCUCUGACCACAGGCCCGUCGGCAUUCCUCGCAACAAAACUCAUAUUAGGAGCGGGUAUCGCCUUCGUGCUCAUUCCCGCACCUGCUCUCACAAGUGAGGUUGCUCAUCCACGCAGUCGUGGCAUCGUCACGGCCUGUUUCCAAACGGCAUUUUACUGGGGAGCUAUUGUGUCUGCGGCGGCAACGCUCGCUGGCCUGUACAUCUCAUCAAGCUGGGCCUGGCGAAUGCCCGUCAUGCUCCAGAUACUCUUUCCGGUUUUGCAGAUUGUCGGCCUUUGCAUGAUCCCCGAGUCGCCUCGGUUCCUGAUAUCCAAAGGCAUGAAAAGUCAGGCUUUCGAUAUCCUAGUGAAAUUUCAUGCAAAUGGCAACCCUGUUGAUGCACUGGUGGCAUUCGAGUUCGAGGAGAUUUGCGAGACAAUCCAGCGCGAAGCAAACGCAACCGAUGGUUCGUCGUGGAAGAUGUUCUUUGCGACCCGCGGCAACAGGCAUCGUCUCCUUAUCUGUGUCAUAGUCGGCAUUAUGAUCCAGUGGGCCGGCAACGGAAUCGUUACGUACUACCUUGCACCAAUCCUGGGGUCGGUGGGCGUGAACAAUCCAACUCAACAGGCUCUGAUUAACUUGGGUCUGCAAAUCUGGAAUGCGGUGCUUGCUCUGGUAGGGGCUAACGCCAUGGAGCGUUAUGGUCGUCGCCGGCUUUGGCUAAUCAGCGCAACGGGCAUGCUCGUAUGCCUCUCGACACUGACAGCAUUAUCUGCCAUCUACGCUGAGCUCGGGAACAAAGUCGCCGGAAAGGCGGUGGUGGGCUUCUUGUUCCUCUUCUUCGGUUUCUAUGACAUUGGCUUUACACCGCUCAGCUUCGCGUAUCCCGUUGAGAUCCUUCCAUAUAAGCUUCGGACGAGAGGGCUAAGUGUUACGCUGACGGCAGUCUUCGCUGCUGGUUUUUUCAAUCAGUACAUAAACCCCAUCGCCCUUGAAAAUUUGGCUUGGAGGUUCUACUUUGUGUAUAUGGGGUGCCUAUGCAUCUUCAUUGUUUUGAUAUGGACGUUGUUCCCUGAAACCGCGGGCAGAACGCUCGAAGAAAUCGCUGAAGUGUUUGAUGGACCAGAAGCAGUAACACACGCGAAGCGUAAUGCGAGUUUUGCAGUGAAUGCAGCUGGUUCAAAGUUGCUUGUAGAUGAGAAAGCGAUGGACUUCCAAGAGGAGGCGCAGUCCACAGCUUUGAUCAAUGGGUCGUAG